CACCCAACCCUGCUCCUGCUCCGGGCAGCGGGGCCCGAUGGAGCGGCCGGGCGGCGGCCGUGUGGUGCUGUGCCUGCUGUGCGGGCUGCCGGCCGCCGGCAAGUCCACGCUGAGCCGGGCCCUGCUCCGCCUCCUGCCGCCCCGCCAGGGCUGGGACUGCGCCGUGCUGGCCUACGACGAGCUGAUCCCGCCGGAGGCCCCCGGCCCGCCGGAGCCCGGCUGGAAGCGGCGGCGGCGGGAGGUGCUGAGGCAGCUGGAGCGCCUCCUGGGGGGGCCGCCGGCCUGCGCCGAGCGGGGGCCGCUGGAGCCGGGGGCCGCCCUCAGGCCGCUCUGCAUCGUCCUGGAUGACAACUUCUACUACCGGAGCAUGCGAUACGAGGUGUACCAGCUGGCUCGCAAGUAUUCCCAGAGCUUCUGCCAGUUAUUUCUGGAGUGCCCGCUGGAGCUGUGCUUGCAGAGGAAUCGCCUGAGGAGUCACCCGGUCCCCGACGAGACGAUACGGCUGAUGGCAACAAGAAUAGAACUGCCAGACCCCAACAAAUACAGCUGGGAGCAGAACAGCCUGGUUCUGAAAAGUUCUGAAUGCCCCUCAGAGGACGAGUAUGAUGCGGUAUUGAUGAAGGGCUUUUAUGCAGAGAUAAUUAAUUUGCUGGCCACUGCUUUGGAAAAUCCAGUGAAGCAAAAUGAAGAAAAUACUGAGCAGAAGGAAGCAGAUCGAGUGGCCUGUGCUGCUAGUACUGUCCAUCAAGCUGAUCAGACAUGCCGACGAGUCAUCUCUCAAACAAUGAAGGAGGCAAAAGAUAAAAACGUGCUUCCAAGUGAGAUGAAGAGCUUGGCAGAAGAACUCAACAAACUCAAAGCAGCGUUUUUGGAAGAUUUGCGGCAAGAAACUCAUCUGAAAAAUCAAACUGGCCAACAAAAUCACUCUUUUGACCCUGCAACAAGUGUAUUUUCUUCAUUCCAACGUGAGGCAACCAGUGUAGUUAAUAAAUAUAUUUUAAAAUAAUGACAGUAUCUUUUAAAAUAAUGACAUAGUGAUGGAUUGCUUUUAAGAAUAAAAAGAUUAAAAACAUAAUACUGUUUUAGCAGUACUGCUAAAAAUAUCUGAGAGCUCAAGCCUCCAGAGAAGGAAGCUGUCUGUAACUCCUGCCCCCAUGUUAUAGAACAGAAACAAGCUAGCACACUGUGUUCAACUUCAGAGGGCAAGCCAACAACAAGCCAUCCAUAGGGUUUAAAUUUCACAGAGUCAAGAAGUUUAGCUUGGGAGGAACACCUAGAAGUCAUCAGCUUCCCUCAAAGUAGGACCAACAAUCAGCUUUCUCAGAACAUCAUCCAGCUGUGCUUUUGAAGAGCAGCUUGGAUGGAGACCUGGCUCCAUGAACAAAUGAGAAAGAUGAACAGUGGAAAAGCCUAACAAGUGCCCUGGUUCAGUUCUGAAAUCAAGUAUCUUCAAUUAAGCAGACAAACAUAAAUGUACUGUCCCUUGCUUACUCAAAAGCUUACUGCCAUACCUUAGAUGACCUAAGUCGCACACGAGCAGUUCACCAGUUCCAGCUGUUGAGAAGAAUUACUAUAGCAUAAUCACUAACUUAAUUAGAAAUUGUUAUUUUAUUCUUAUCUUACAAAAGCAAAGCUCCACAACAUGAACUGCACUAGAUAUAGUCAAGUUAUUUCAGAAUUAACCUUGUCUUCUGAAAACAUUCACUACACAAUAAAAUUGUAAAAUACAACUCUAACAGGUUUCGGUUUUGCAUACAAAAUAUGCUCUUUACAUUGAAAUACAUAUUAUUAACAAAGCAGGUACUCAGAAGCACAUACAUAAAGAUUGCUCAAUGAAAAAUGCUUCAGCAGGGGAUCGAUUUCCCUGCAGCAGAACAUCCAUUUGCUGUAGAUUUUCAAAGAAGCUUAAAAUUAAUAGAAAACUUGCCAGUGAAGACUUCUAAAUUACAUUCCCUUCGUCAAAAAGAAAUAAAAAGCAAACAAGCAAAACCCCAAAACAUUCUGUAACAGAACAAAUAGCAACAGAUCAUUUUGCUAGGAAACAAUGUUGGAACCCGUCUUUAGUUUUUAUAUAAAAAUGCCAAUCAACAUUUUAUGUCAAAAUUAACUUUAUCUAAACAUUGUAUCUGUGAAAAAACAACUAUUAUUAUUCCCUAUUAGCUGCUUCACAGUUGAUAGAAGUAUUAACUGAGGUUUAAGAGUAUUAACUGAGAUAAUCUACCAAGAUACUCAAUCUAAUAUUUGCGUGUUCAUUGGAAUAUUCCUUCUCAAAAUACUAAAUCUGUGUUAAGAGUGCUAUAAAUAGUGCAUGUUAAAAAUGUCAACAAAUCUAUAAAACAAUCUAUUACAAUAAAAACAAAAAACUCACAAAGUUAAUGUUUUUCAACUACAAAAUUUAACAAACUAUGGAAAAAAAAUUAGCUCAUUCCCAAACUUCCCUGCUAAUACAAGUAAAGAUCUAAUCACCACCUGAUAAUACAAGGAUUAUUUAUUUAUUUUGUUUAAGUUAAUGCAGUGUAGCACAGAGAACUCAAUGUGGGAAGUCCUGCUGAGGACUUGAUCCCACGGAUCCUGACACUGACUCUGAAUGAAUAAGGCCUACCUGUGCAUGGGAACUGUCAGGAUCAUAAUACCCUAAAACAAAUUUCCAGUACUAAUUCUGCUCUUUAAAUUGUAGUAAAUAGUAUGUACAGCGUUAC
This is a messenger RNA of Oxyura jamaicensis (ruddy duck), 2699 nucleotides long. It is a transcript of the gene PSTK, whose product is annotated as phosphoseryl-tRNA kinase. NCBI's taxonomy places the organism in Eukaryota, Metazoa, Chordata, Aves, Anseriformes, Anatidae. The transcript is spliced from 5 exons. Gene Ontology annotation, molecular function: kinase activity; tRNA binding. The coding region runs from base 38 to 1006 and encodes 322 amino acids. The record is from RefSeq and is a predicted model, not a curated record.